UCGAUACGUAUCCCAGCAGUGAUCCUGGUGUUUGCUGGUGGCCGUGACGAUGCGCCCCCGUCUCCUUCACGUCAGUCGACUUAGGGAAGCGGCUGAUGAUUGUCGUCUAUGGGGUUUCCUCGUCGCGCAUGUCGUUUGCUCGUCUGUGUGUGUGGAGUCGUCGGGCUUUAGAUUCAGAUGAAACCAGGUGCUAUAGUCGGCGGGAUACGUGGGCAUUACAAUGUGCACGCCAUGCGGUUGAUCGUUCGCGACGGGGAAAGGAAAGAGAGAAGGCGGCCCUGGAUGUGGCAGGGAAGAUGCUUGCGCAAGUCCAGUCAGUCGUUCCUGCAGGUGAGAUUCGGGAGGACAAGACUGGACGCAGCAUGGUGGCGGUGCGGGGCAACGGGGGGCUUGUUUACCAGCCACAUAUUUACUUUCAGGGUAAGUCACUAUCAGUCACUGUACUUGUGAUUGAAGCUACCGUACGGAGUAGACCACAUGGAAACAUCGACUGGGGCUUCAAAAGCCGAUCAACACAUGCAUUCGCACACAGGCCAAAGUAUGAUAAGGCCCCGAGGCUUCGUCGUCAAUUAAGCUGUCUGCAACAGCGGGUAUCAUUACUCCUUGCGAGGAGCAUCUACACUUCCCAAAGGCAACCAUUCUCUAAGAACUUUUCGUCACUGCCCUUUUCAUAUCCCUCGACUCCUGAAACCUGACCAGAUAACCGCUGAAAUCUAAUCUCCUCCUUUAUAUUGAACAGACAUGAGAAAUUUGGUUGGGGUCAUUGCCGUACGCGGAAGGCUUGGACCGGUGAUGGAUUGUACAGAAAAAGAAAAGUCGUUUGUGAACGCAUAAUCUUAGAAGAAGUUGCUCUUGUCGUCUUCAUUGUCCACAAUGGUAGACAUGUGGUCGGUAUGAUUGUUUUGAACAGCAUGGCCCUGCAGAACCUUCUGUGGAAUAGGUGGUAAAGCGCAUGUUGGUGGAGGCAUC
Messenger RNA from Emericellopsis atlantica, 969 nucleotides. RefSeq lists its product as uncharacterized. The transcript has a single exon. Lineage: Eukaryota; Fungi; Ascomycota; Sordariomycetes; Hypocreales; Bionectriaceae. Bases 96 to 695 code for a protein of 199 amino acids. The record is from RefSeq and is a predicted model, not a curated record.